Molecule: messenger RNA, 878 nt
Organism: Capsella rubella
Lineage: Eukaryota; Viridiplantae; Streptophyta; Magnoliopsida; Brassicales; Brassicaceae
Product: 28 kDa heat- and acid-stable phosphoprotein
Exons: 8
Coding region: 208-702 (164 amino acids)
Cellular component (GO): cytosol
Molecular function (GO): RNA binding
Source: RefSeq, a predicted model, not a curated record
UUUUUUAGGGUUUUCGUCUCUUUUAGUCGUAACUGGAAGAGAGAGGACGAGAGAUCCUCCACUAAAUUUCAAAAAGCUAAUCCUCUUAUUCGUUUUCGAAUCGAUUCGUUUUUCUGGGUUCAAGAAUCAAAUUCCCUGGUUUCGUUUCGUGAUUUGUGUUUCUCUCUUUGGGAAAAUUUUGGCUUCUUUUUAACGCUCUCUGAAACGAUGGGAAGAGGCAAGUUCAAGGGUAAACCUACCGGCCAACGCCGAUUCUCUAGCGCUGCUGAUAUUCUUGCUGGCACAUCUGCUGCACGUCCUAAAUCAUUCAAACAGAAAGAAGCUGAAUACGAAGAAGACGUUGAAGACGAGUCAGAAGAGGAAUCUGAAGAAGAAUCCGAAGAUGACGCUGAUGUGAAGAAGAAAGGAACUGAAUCUGUGAUCGAAGUUGAUAACCCUAACAGAGUAAGACAAAAGACCAUAAAAGCAAGAGACCUCGAUGUUAGUAAAACCACUGAACUCUCAAGGCGUGAAAGAGAGGAGCUAGAGAAGCAGCGAGCUCAUGAGCGAUACAUGAGGUUGCAAGAGCAAGGCAAAACCGAACAAGCAAGGAAGGACUUGGAUCGUUUGGCUCUGAUUCGCCAACAGAGAGAAGAAGCUGCCAAGAAGCGAGAAGAGGAAAAAGCCGCAAGAGAUGCUAAGAAAGUCGAAGGGCGCAAAUGAGAGUUGGAAUCACUCAAAAGACCUACCUACUAAAUUGUGUUGUUUUUUACUCUGUUUUCUUCCAUUGAUAAAAGAUAAAACCUCUGCUAUGUCGUUACUCAGUAUCGUUGUUAUCUUUCAGAUCUUCAGAUACAUUUUUAAGUUCGGUCUUUAAAAGGAACCCCAAAUAAAGCAUG